Acanthamoeba castellanii str. Neff is the source of this 438-nucleotide messenger RNA. RefSeq names its product transcription factor SII (TFIIS) domain containing protein. Gene Ontology annotation, biological process: DNA-templated transcription; termination of RNA polymerase I transcription. Gene Ontology annotation, molecular function: DNA-directed RNA polymerase activity; nucleic acid binding; zinc ion binding. The record is from RefSeq and is a predicted model, not a curated record. Lineage: Eukaryota; Discosea; Longamoebia; Acanthamoebidae. Bases 1 to 438 code for a protein of 145 amino acids. Gene Ontology annotation, cellular component: RNA polymerase I complex. The transcript is spliced from 4 exons.
AUGGAGGUCAUGAUCGAAGCGGUGAGGACUGCCUCCAGGACCAACCCCAAGAAGAAUAAGCGAGCACCGACGGAAUGGGAGAAGAGCUUCAAUUCGUUGGCCAAGCCCAAGACCAAUUUCUGUGACAACUGCGGCUGCCUCUUGCCGCUUACCGCUGAUUCUCAAAUCAAUUGCAAGAUGUGUGGAUUCAACGUGAACGCGGACGAGCUGGAGGAGCACGUCAUCGUCACCAAGGCCAAGCCAAAGUCGUCCAUCCGACAAAAGGGCAAGAAGGAGGAGGACAAGUCCAAUGACCGAGCCAUCAUCGAUGAAAAGUGCCCCAAGUGUGGACAUGGAAAGAUGUACUUCUACACCAUGCAGCUCCGGUCCGUCGACGAAGGUUCCACCGUCUUCUACGAGUGUGUCAAAUGCGCAUACAAGUUCUCUCAAAACAACUGA